AUGGAGAAAGAAGGAGAGAGAGUGUCUGGCGAUCUUAGGGGUAGAGUUCCUGCCGAUGAGGAGGAUGAAGAUGGAGGUUCGAGGGAAACUCUGGAUCGAGGUCCUGUGAUUCCUGAAGAAGAUAGGAUCUCGGAGGCUGUGGCUCUAAAGAAAUCCUAUACGAAGGCAGUGGGGAACGCUUCAUGGCCUACCAUUGAUUCCUUGCCUGAUCCAAUUCAAGCAAGAAACAUUCGAAGGAUUGUCAUUCCCCAACAGGACUAUGAGGCAAAACGGCAGAACUUUCGUUUCGCGUUGAUAGGGAGAGUAAAUUUCCAUUUGAUUUCCCUUGAUGCUUUGCAUGAGGAGGCUCGUGCAAACUGUAAAUUGAAUCAAGAAGUGGUUAUGAACCCAUUGGGAAAGGGUUAUGUUAUUUUCGAAUUCAAGUGUGAGGGUGUGGGGCGCCCGGUUGCAUUUGAUAAACACACGAGACAGGGUCUUAUGGGUUAUUUUGCUCGAAUCCAAGUGGAGAUUGAUGUAUCUGAAACGACUGUGAGAGUAAAGGAGGUCCAAAUUGAAAGGCUGGAGCUGGCAACGAAUCUGGUCCUCAAAUUUCGUCAGAAGGUUGUUUAUGAAGACAAUGUGGAAAGAUGUGGGUACUGUAAACGUGUUGGUCACCUGAUUGCUGCCUGUAGAUAA
This is a messenger RNA of Macadamia integrifolia, 675 nucleotides long. RefSeq lists its product as uncharacterized. Bases 1 to 675 code for a protein of 224 amino acids. The transcript is spliced from 2 exons. NCBI's taxonomy places the organism in Eukaryota, Viridiplantae, Streptophyta, Magnoliopsida, Proteales, Proteaceae. The record is from RefSeq and is a predicted model, not a curated record.